Molecule: messenger RNA, 1962 nt
Organism: Sycon ciliatum
Lineage: Eukaryota; Metazoa; Porifera; Calcarea; Leucosolenida; Sycettidae
Product: nucleoside diphosphate kinase homolog 7-like
Exons: 15
Coding region: 530-1669 (379 amino acids)
Biological process (GO): CTP biosynthetic process; UTP biosynthetic process; GTP biosynthetic process
Cellular component (GO): centrosome
Molecular function (GO): nucleoside diphosphate kinase activity; ATP binding
Source: RefSeq, a predicted model, not a curated record
GUCAUAAUCGAAUGUUUGAAAGACGGUGAAGAGAACAAGACUAUUAUAGUUGCCUCGGUGUCCUAAUCAUUGAGACAUUUGCUCCGGGAAUAUUCAGAGUUCCUAUAGGAUACUCACCGGUACAUGGUGUUCAUAUCGCUCAGGCCAGGUUCCAGUGUGGUAAUCCUUGCGCUCAGGCCAGGUUCCAGUGUGGCAAUCCUUGCGCUCAGGCCAGGUUCGAGUGUGGCAAUCCUUGCGCUCAGGCCAGGUUCGAGUGUGGCAAUCCUUGCGCUCAGGCCAGGUUAGAGUGUGGCAAUCCUUGCGCUCAGGCCAGGUUCGAGUGUGGCAGUCCUUGCGCUCAGGCCAGGUUCGAGUGUGGGAAUCCUUGCGCUCAGGCCAGGUUAGAGUGGCAAUCCUUGCGCUCAGGCCAGGUUCGAGUGUGGCAGCUUGGAACUUAGCUGUGUGUAUCGUGAGUAGUUCCACUCGCCACCAGACCAUUGGACAUUCUUGCCGGCGCUUUGUUCCAGUAGUCAGCAGUUCACCGGGUAAUAUGGAAGGUGAACGCUACGCUUUCCUCGUGGAGUGGUAUGAUUCGCUAGCGGGCAUAGUGCGACGCUACAACUUCCUCUUCUAUCCUAAAGAUAACAGCGUGGAAAUGAUUGAUGUGAAAAACAAGCGUAUAUUCCUGAAACGUACCAAGGAGGAGUCUAUCAGGCUGGAUCAGUGCUACAUUGGUUCAUCAGUUAAUCUACAUGGUCGACAGCUGAAGUUUGCAGAGUACUCUGACACUUUCACCAAGAUUAAACUCUCCAUGGCGAAAGAAAAAACUCUGGCGAUAUUCAAGCCGGACAUCAUGGAAAAAAUGCCUCUCCUGCUUGAGUUUCUCUGCACUGAAGGCUUUCAGAUCUGUGAUAUGAAGACAGUUGUGUUGAGCAAGUCUGCGGCUGAAGAGUUUUAUCGCGAGCAUAGUGCUAAACCAUUUUUCAGAACUCUGAUAUCGUUCAUGACGGAAGGACCAAUCAUGGCGCUCAGCUUACUAGCCGACAAUGCCGUCAGCAGAUGGAGAGCACUUAUUGGACCAACAAACUCGGCUGAUGCCAGGUCUCAAGCUCCGGAUAGUCUCAGAGCAAGGUUUGGCACAGAUCAAACACGCAAUGCCUGUCAUGGAUCAGAUUCAGUGGCAUCGGCUGAAAGAGAGACGGAGUUUUUCUUUGGAGCAGGCAGCAGCAGCAGCCGUGGUCUUCAAGUCCCGGCAGAGUUUGACAACUGCACAUUGUGUUUGGUCAAGCCAUACACAAUGACCCAAGGUCUGCUUGGGAGAGUAGCUCGUGAUAUUGUACAGGCUGGUUUUGACAUCUCUGGCAUGCAAAUGUACCAUUUGGACAAGAGCACAGCAGAGGAGUUCUUGGAAGUCUACAGAGGUGUCGUUGCCGAAUAUCCGGAGAUGGUAUCUGAGUUGUGCUCAGGAGCAUGCGUUGCCAUGGCAUUAACUCAUCAACAUGGCGGUGCUUGUGUAGAGCAGUUCAGACAGUUUGUUGGACCAGCAGAUCCAGAGAUAGCUCGUCACCUGCGUCCCAGCACGUUGCGUGCAAAAUAUGGACACAACAAAUUGAAGAAUGCUGUUCACUGCACUGACCUAGCUGAUGACGGUAUGCUGGAGGUUGAGUACUUCUUCAAGAUUCUCCAGUAACUACGGAAACAGACAAGACUUCAGUGACGGUUACAGCUCAUCCUCAGUAAUCGGCGUCACAAUGUAUUUUCAUUGAUGUGUCUUCUGUAACCGCUGGAAUGGAUAUUCAGCCGCCGGUGGAGCAAUGUUGUUGAGAGAUGCAAAGGCGAGGUUUGAUGAGCUGAUUUCGAUGUGAUAUUAAUCCUGAAACGUAAUGCAAUGCCAUAGUAAAUGACUGUCGGCGAAUUCAUUCCUUUUCGCUUUCAUUAUAAGAAGAGAAUUUAUCUUUCUGUUUGAACCACACAUAUACUAUG